Molecule: messenger RNA, 759 nt
Organism: Sugiyamaella lignohabitans
Lineage: Eukaryota; Fungi; Ascomycota; Dipodascomycetes; Dipodascales; Trichomonascaceae
Gene: MET8
Product: bifunctional precorrin-2 dehydrogenase/sirohydrochlorin ferrochelatase MET8
Exons: 1
Coding region: 1-759 (252 amino acids)
Biological process (GO): siroheme biosynthetic process
Molecular function (GO): protoporphyrin ferrochelatase activity; precorrin-2 dehydrogenase activity
Source: RefSeq, a predicted model, not a curated record
AUGUUGUUAGUGGGCUGGAAGUUACAAAACAAGCAUGUGCUGGUGAUUGGCGGAGGUGAGGUCGCGAAGGGGAGGGUGGAAGCUGCGGUGAAGGCCGGUGGGUUGGUUACAGUGAUUGCACCGGAGGUGGUGACGGAGAUUGAGGAUCUGGAGAGUACGAUGCAGCUGAACAGAGUGGAGAGACGCGAUGUGGAUUUGGAGACAGAUUUCGUGGUGGAUCCGCUGGCGGAGAUUGAACAGGAUUACGAUAUGGUGUUUUCGGCAAUCGACGACAGGGAGUUGUCACAUAAGAUAUAUCUGGAGUGCAAGAAGCGGAAGAUUCCAGUGAACGUCGCAGAUAUCCCAGAUGAAUGCGAUUUCUAUUUCGGCUCGGUCAUUGAGAAGGGACCUUUACAAGUAAUGGUUUCGACAGGCGGAGCUGCCCCGAGACUGGCUAGAAAAGUGAGGGUUGGAAUUGAGAACCAGCUGGACGAACUGAACAUCGAAAAAGCUAUUUAUAACGUUGGCAAGCUGAGGAAGAUGCUCAGAGAACAUACUACUGGCACAGACGAAAUAAGCGGCAAAGAAACCGGUUAUGAUAAGAAUACUAUUACCACCCGUAUGAAGUGGAUCUCGGAUAUCUGUGACCGGUACAAUUUCAACGAGCUUGCCGACCUAAGCGAGACAGAUCUCGAGCUGAUGCUGGCGAAAUAUCCUGCUCCAGUAAGAGAAGAGCCAGAUAAAGAGACCCAAUCAUCAGAAAAAGAGGCCAGUUUAUAA